Molecule: messenger RNA, 2817 nt
Organism: Onychostoma macrolepis
Lineage: Eukaryota; Metazoa; Chordata; Actinopteri; Cypriniformes; Cyprinidae
Gene: ttc14
Product: tetratricopeptide repeat domain 14
Exons: 12
Coding region: 412-2505 (697 amino acids)
Molecular function (GO): protein binding; nucleic acid binding
Source: RefSeq, a predicted model, not a curated record
AGUUUUUCAUCACUGACUUGUUUUUCAACCACAGCCUCUCGUGCUGCUCUUGUUUAGCCAAUGUUUCCCUUCAAGCGAAACAAAUCACGUUUUAAAUAGCUGCGUUUAAAGCUUCAUCGACGAAUUGUACAAAUAUAAUCUUAAAGGAUGCCCAAAAAUGGUUAAAGUCGAGUCGUUCUUCCGGUUCGCUUCCGGUUUCCACGUCUUGCGUUUUGGCAUGAACACGUUUACAGCUUGCAGUUAUUUCUGAUCAAAUCUAGACAACUUCUCGAGUCCUCACACAUAUCUGAACGGUUAAGCGAUCAGUUAGUUACUUGGUCGAUCCGUUAAUAUAAGUCUUGUUUUAUCUAAUGUUGAGGGGAUAUUCCUGCGGUCGUUUAGUGUAAAUAUGCCGAGUUUGAGACGCUGAUAAUGGAGAGAGAUUUACUCAGACAGUCCGUGUCGUAUCAUGGAGAAAACCUGCUGUUACUGUUAAAAUGUGAGCAAAGUGAAAACCCAGACUUCAAAUGUGUGGCUGCUGAUCUCUCUAAAACCCUUAGUCAGAGGGAUGUAGAAGAGGUGAGUCCUGUUCUGGAGCAGUUCAUAGCAAGGAAAGCUGAUCUUCUGUUUGCUCCAUCGUGGAAGACGUCUGUGCCAGCAGAUGAAUGGCAGGAGGAAACUGGAGAGGCGUACGCCAUCAUGCCUCCGCUGGAGCAGUUCAUGGAGGUGUGUUUUGAGGAGAGACGGGAGCUCUUCUACAGGGACGUGGAGCGUGGAGACGUGGUUAUCGGAAGGAUCAAUUCAGUGCGAGACUUCGGCUUAUUUGUAACUCUUCUCUGCACUGCUGGAGGACUGGAACGAGAUAUUGAGGACCUGGAGAUAAAGGCCCUCUGUCCAUUAAGAGAUGUACCUUCAACUGGAAUUCACGAUGAUCCUUUGUCUUAUUACCAAAUUGGGGAUUUGAUUCAAGCUGGGGUGAAGGACAUUGACCGCUACCACGAGAAGCUGACAUUAUCACUGUUUUCAUCCUCACUGCCUCCUCACUUGGAUAAAGUUAAGCUGGGUGUCAUAAGCAAAGAAGAUCUUCCUCUUCAUUAUACCCGGGGUGAAAAGGUGGCCGCAGACAGCAGCGAGACGUAUGAGAAGCUUUUGGAGAGAUCUCUUGGUUUGUCCAACCCUUUAAAUGUGGACUACCUCCUGGGAAAGCUGGGUAUAAGUGACACACAAACACCUUCACUAAUGAGGGGCUUGCAGAGUAAACACUUCAAAGAAGAUGAUUUUGCAACAGCUAUUCGGAAGAAACAGUCUGUAUCCUGGGCCUUGAAAUGUGUUAAAGUUGGCGUUGAGCGUUUCAAAUCGGGCCGUCAUGUAGAAGCAAUGAAUGAGUACAACAAGGCCUUAGAGAUCGACACAAACAACGUGGAAGCUCUUGUAGCACGUGGAGCUCUAUAUGCAACCAAAGGAAGCUUAAUGAAAGCUAUUGAGGACUUUGAACUGGCCUUGGAGAACUGUCCCACGCACAGAAACGCCAAAAAAUACCUCUGCCAGACACUAGUGGAAAGAGGAGGACAACUCGAAGAGGAAGAAAAGUUGGUGACUGCUGAGGGUCUCUACAAAAGAGCUAUCGUAUUAGAUAACACGUUUCAAGAGGCAGCAGAAGCUCUGGAGAAACUUCAGAUACAUAUCCAGAAAUCGCUUAAAUUGAAAGAGCAGGAAGCUGCAAAAGAGCAGGAAAACACUAAGACUGUGGAGACGAGUGCAGAGAAAUUGCGUAAGAUCCUAAAAGAAGAGAAAAGAAUGAAGAAGAAAAGGAAGCGGUCGACCUCUUCCUCUACAUCCUCCGAUACGUCCUCAACUUCAAGUGACGACUCUUCUUCAACCAGUCGUAAAAAGUCGAAGAAACGGAAACGCAAACGCCGCCGCUCGUCUCACGGCAGUAAGAAACACAAGCGGAGAGUGUCGUCUUGUAGCGAUAAAACGGCAGAAGACGACAAAGAGUGGUUUCCCGCUCCUGCUAACACCUUUGCUUCCUACAUUGACCAGAAGCAAUCCAUAAGCAAACUCAUCAGCGAAGGAGAACAGUCUUGGGAAAAAAGCCGAUGUGAAGAUGGCAGAGGUAGGUUAGAUGAUGCAAUUGAAAGAAGUCUGGAGAACCUCAAACAUGGAGCCCAGUCUGAAGCAUCUAGACUGGGACGUCCCGAUGUGAACGGCGAGGUUCGAGAUCGACACAGGACUCAGAGCACCUCUGAAUGUGCCAGAAACAGGAGGGAUUCAUCCUCCUCAACCCAGUCCGAAUAUUCCCAAAAAUCUGAUCGGUACUCUAAGGAAUUUUCUGCGCAAGGCAGAAAACAUAGUGAAUCAGAAAGAGGCGGGAAUGAGAAGAUGGAUAGAGGAGAGAGAAGUAGUCGUGAUCAAAAUGAUGGCAGGAAAUCUGGUGGAUCCCAGAAAAAAGAAAUCCCUUCCAAUUUGUUGGACAUUUUCAGUCGAAUCGCUGAAUUUGAGAAGGAAAAGAAGCUGAAAAAAUAAAGUAGUUACUCUUUAGGGCUCUCAGGAGUAACACUUGUUGUGCUUUCAAUACUGGAACUAGCAGGUUUAACUCUCCAGUAUAGUAAUUGAAAUAAUUGAUAGUUUACGAAAAGUUGAUCAGAAAUGUUUAUUUUAAUCAUUUCAUGUUAGAUUUAUUUUUUUUUUGCUUUUGGGGGGGAAGCAGUCUGCCUUUAAAAACUUCUACAAGACUGAGCAGUGGCCAAAAUGUGAUGGAAAUGAUGCCUCAGUAUUAUAAAUUGCAUUCAGUAUAAUAUCAGUGUUCGAAUAAACGAAUGUAAUGGUCAAAAAAUU